GAGCCAUUAUACAUACUAUAUGAUUGAACAGUUUGAGAAGCACGCGACAAGUGGCAGCGGAUAAUUUGGGGAUGAACUGUGGCCCAAAACCCGGCAAUUGUGAUCAUUUCGUGCCUCAUUGUUCAUCAAUCGAAUGUGCCUGAAAGUUCGCAGAAGACACUUGCUUGGAAUUUUCGGGAAAUUAAUAACAAAGAUCGGCUUACUCGGCACAAUCGGCGGACUGUUGUUAAUGCACCAAAAUGUUACCUGCCCGUGGUCUCCUUAUCGGAUCAUGCUGCCUACUGGCUCUACUGAUUCAUCCUGUGCAGCCGAAUCCCAUUGCACCCCGGGCGGAAGUUGCCGCCGAGUUCAUCAUUCUGCACAACAAUGACAUGCACGCCCGAUUCGAGCAGACGAGUGUGACCAGUGGCACCUGCUCCAAGGAGGAGGCCAAUACGGAUCAGUGCUACGGAGGAUUCGCCAGGGUGGCAUACGAGGUGCGAAAGUAUCGCAAGGAGGCGGAGGAGGGUGGAACUCCAGUGUUUUAUCUCAAUGCAGGUGACACCUAUACCGGAACUGCUUGGUUCACCGUCUAUAAGGACAAGAUCGCCAGUGCUUUCCUCAACAAGCUAUCGCCAGAUGCUAUUUCUCUGGGCAACCAUGAGUUUGAUCAGAAUGUUGAGGGUUUGGUGCCCUUCCUAAAUGCCGUGGAAUUCCCUGUUUUGGCCUGUAAUCUGAACCUCACCGAUGUUCCGGAAAUGGCGGCUGCCAAGCAGCUGGCCAACUCGACGAUCCUCGAGAGAAAUGGGGUGAAGGUUGGCGUUAUCGGUUACCUUACGCCCGAUACCAAGGUGCUUGCCUUUCGGAACAAAGUGGAGUACGAGGAGGAAAUCGUGUCCAUCAAUGCGGAGGCCGCAAAGCUAAAGGCUCAAGGCAUCAAUAUCAUCAUCGCUUUGGGUCACUCUGGAUACCAAAAGGAUCAGGAGAUAGCCAUGAACUGCCCGGAGGUGGACAUAGUCAUUGGUGGCCAUUCGCACACAUUCUUAGAUGCCAAUCAGCCGGUGGCCGAUCCCACGGACUCUGAUCCGGAGGCGGUUCGAGGUCCCUAUCCCACCACAGUGGUGCAGGCGAGCGGCAAGAAGGUACCAGUGGUUCAGGCAUACGCGUAUACCAAGUAUCUCGGAAAGAUUCAUGUUCAGUUUGAUGCCGAGGGAAAUCUGAUCGAGUUUGAUGGCGCUCCCAUUUUGCUGAAUGCCUCUGUAGCUCAGGAGCAGGAUCUCCUGGAUUUGCUAGACGAAUACCGCCCCAAGCUGGACGAGCUGGAGAACACGGUUCUGGGUUACACUAAGGUGUUUCUCGAGGGCGGCAACAUCUGCCGCAUGAGGGAGUGCAACCUUGGCAACUUGGUGACAGAUGCCAUGAUCUAUAGUCGCGUGUUGGAAAACAAGGGCGGCGAAUUCUGGACAGAUACUGCGAUUGCUUUUAUGCAGGGAGGAGGAAUCCGUGGCUCCGUCGAUAAGAAGGAUGAUGGAGUCAUCAAUGGCGCCACCCUCUUAGCCGUUCUUCCGUUCGAGAAUAAUCUGUACGUGACAAGGAUUCUCGGAAGCACCCUUCUGGCUGCCCUGGAACACUCCGCGUCUGUGAGGUUGCAGGACUCCAAUGGUGGAUUCCUGCAGAUGUCCGGACUGCGUGUGGUGUACAACUACAACAAUGAGCAGGGCAAGCGAGUGGUUUCCGCACAGGCCCUAUGCGCCAGCUGCGCCGUGCCCACGUACAAGAGCAUCAAUGAGACGGCCCUGUACCAAGUGAUCGUGCCCCAGUUCCUGCUGGAAGGCGGCGAUGGCUACACUCUGAUCGAGGAGUCGGAUCCCUUCACCGAGAGCAUGCAGCGAAACGAUCUGAAUGCUACCAUGGAGUACCUGAAGCAGCGCCAUUUCGUGUAUCCCGAGAUCGAGGAACGAAUUGUGAUUCACGAGAAGGCUGACACCGGAUCGGCGUCUGGUAUUGUGGCCUCCAUCUCCUUGCUUCUGCUCUCUUCCCUGCUAACUAGAUUCAUCUAGUGGCACUUUCAGCUUCUCAUUUCAGAACCCCAAUUCAUAAAUAAGCUUAUUAAUGCGAUUGCAUUUUUUCGACUUAAAGAGUCAAGUGUGAUUGGUGAUAAGUUUGCCCUUAAUUAAUAUAAUAUAUGCUUGUUUCACACACAAACUUAAACUAAAUAGCUAAUAAAUGUUGUGAGAACUG
Drosophila melanogaster (fruit fly) is the source of this 2220-nucleotide messenger RNA. It is a transcript of the gene veil, whose product is annotated as veil. Gene Ontology annotation, cellular component: plasma membrane. The transcript is spliced from 8 exons. The record is from RefSeq and is marked reviewed. Lineage: Eukaryota; Metazoa; Arthropoda; Insecta; Diptera; Drosophilidae. Gene Ontology annotation, molecular function: 5'-nucleotidase activity; metal ion binding; nucleotide binding. Gene Ontology annotation, biological process: nucleotide catabolic process. The coding region runs from base 240 to 2039 and encodes 599 amino acids.